Messenger RNA from Pleurotus ostreatus (oyster mushroom), 1896 nucleotides. RefSeq lists its product as uncharacterized. Lineage: Eukaryota; Fungi; Basidiomycota; Agaricomycetes; Agaricales; Pleurotaceae. The transcript is spliced from 6 exons. Bases 1 to 1896 code for a protein of 631 amino acids. The record is from RefSeq and is a predicted model, not a curated record.
AUGCCCCCUAUGCCCCCUAUGCCCCCAUUGCCGUCGACGACGACGCCCGCCCCCCAACACGCCCCCAACGCCGACGACAACGACGCGCACCCCCCCCCGUUGUCCCACCAACGCCGUCGACGACCCCCAACGCCCCCCUAUGCCCCCCAACGCCCCCCUAUGCCCCCCAACGCCAUCGACAUCCCCUGUCGUCCCCCCAUCACUGUCGACGCCCCCAAUGGCCCCCGUUGCCCCCCGUUGUCCCCCCCAUUGCCGUCGACAAUGACGCCUGCCCCCCAUCACCCUCCAAUGGCCUCCGCCAUUCCCUCAACGCCUGCCGUUGCCCCCCCAAUGCACCCCCCAACGCCUACUGUCACCUGUCGUGCCACCACCAGCACUCCCAACAAGCCCAGGUCAACUAGGUCAGCAACCAAGGCCCUUCAAGAGGCCCUCAGUGAGGACCUCCCUGUGCAAGUUAAACAAGUCAAGAAGACUCCCAAGACCAACAAGAAAACCAAGACCUCCGCCAACCGUGAUGAAGAAGAUGAAGAGGCUGAGGAACCUACUGUGCAGAAGAUGACUGCUACAUCUAGAAUUCUCAGUGAGAGUGGGGCUGCUCUUGCUCCGCCACCUCGUCGAGCUGGGACUGGGGUUCUCCUACCUCCAGUCGCUCCGAGGAUUGUCUCCACCCGUGUUCGCCGUGCUGAUCCGGGUGAUGUUCCCCAAGUCGUAGACAAGGGGAAAGGUCGCGACUUGACCAAUCUCGGCUCAUCUGACGCAGAGGACGAGCCAGAGGAUAAUGACGAAGAAGAGGAGGAUCAGGAGGAGGAAAAGAAGUUGAGUGAUGAAGGGCCAGGGGACAUGGAUGACGAUGAAGAGAAGGAGAAGACAUCGAGCGAGGAGGAGAAGGAAAAGAUGUUGAGUGAUGAGGUGUCCAAUGCAGGUGACGACAAGAGUUCUGACACAGGUGACGAUGCCAUGGACCUCGACUCCAACAUCACCCCUCGCAACCUGCCUGCCUCCAAGCGUCAGGCUAGCGCCUCUCCCAUCACCCAUCGCCAUGUAGCUCAGCGCAGCAAGGCUGACCAUGCCAACAAUACACCUUUGCCUGCUCCUGUCUUUGCUGGGUUCAAUGAUAUGCCUUCCUCUCCCAUCGCUGACGACUUCAAUGAUUUGCAAGGCGCCUCCCGCACCAUGGGUGGAGUUGCAAGGGCCAAAGGACAUGGGGUAGCCCCCAACAUGGCUGACUUCAAUACCCAGCAAGCAGACCUUGUCCCCAUUCACAAUGAGGGCAGGGUCUUGGUGUACAAGCAUGAGGACCGCACCAUCGCUAAGCCCCGUGCUGUAAGGAUCCCUUUGGCUUACACCUUGGGGCCUGUCCUUAAGGCUAUGGUCAAGAAAAUGACCGCUCUUGCAGACUCUGACAUCUCGUUGUGGGUCAACGAUGACUGGGAGAUGAAGGGCCCAUUUGCUGUGGCUAUUGAGGGGGAUGAGCCUGUUGAGUGGGACAACAACAAGGAAAUGGAGUUGUUAAUGGUAAGCAAAUUCCGACUUGACUUGAAAAAAAUUCUGACUCUAUCUCACUCAGGAACGCUCAACCCAAGGCUCUGGCUUCCACCCCCCUCUGUCACCUCUGUCGACGCUCCCUCCACCAUCUCAUCUCUUGCCCCCUCUGCCUCUGUCUCCACUGCUGGUGCCGACACCGCCUCGCUUACCAUUUCCCAGCAGCUCACCACCGCCUUCUCCGACCCCGCCCUUCUUCAGCUUGCCAUCAUGCUGAAGGUGCCCUACAGCAUGACGCCCAAGGCAUCUCAGAAGGGUGAGAUCCUGCAGAUCUAUGCUCGGAUGAAGGCAGCUGCCCAAGUCCCAGCAAAGUGGUUGGAACUGAAGAAUGCAGGGAAGUGGAUGUUGAAGUGA